UCAAUCCUCCUCCUCCUCCUCAGUAGUGCUUGCAGCGGGCAGGUAGCAGCGGCGUGGCGCAGCAUUGACUCUUCAACUUCGGGAAUCAACCGUAUAAUUAACCACCGCGGUUAAUACAUCACUCUGUAUUUCUUUUCUCCAAGCGGGCGCGACUUUCAUCAACCCAGCAACCAUGACUAGCUACCACAAACCCGACGAAAAGACUCUGCAGGGGCUUAAAGACACCGCCAACAAGCUCAGGAUCCACUCCAUCAAGGCGACAUGCGCCUCAAACUCCGGCCAUCCCACAUCAUGCUGCAGUGCAGCCGAGCUCAUGUCUGUGCUGUUCUUCCACACCAUGCGCUACAAAGCAGAUGAUCCUCGGAACCAGUGCAAUGACCGCUUUGUGCUGUCGAAGGGUCAUGCUGCACCUGUCCUGUAUGCCGCCUGGGCAGAGGCCGGUUAUGUGAAGGAAUCUGACCUGGUUAACUUGCGUAAGCUUGAUUGUGAUCUGGAGGGGCACCCCACACCAAAACUGGCAUUUGUGGAUGUGGCUACAGGAUCCCUGGGACAGGGUCUUGGGGCUGCCUGUGGAAUGGCCUAUACUGGCAAACACUUUGACAAAUCCAGUAGUUACCGUGUGUACUGCAUGAUGGGUGAUGGAGAGUGUUCAGAGGGCUCUGUGUGGGAGGCCAUGGCCUUUGCCUCCUACUACAAGCUGGACAACCUGGUGGCCAUCCUAGAUAUCAAUCGGCUUGGUCAGAGUGAGCCUGCACCUCUUCAGCACGACAUGGAGACCUACCGCAAGCGCUGUGAAGCCUUUGGGUGGAACACGUAUGUCGUGGAUGGACAUGACGUGGAGGAGCUGUGCAAAGCUUUCUGGCAGGCGAAGCAGGUGAAGGAUAAACCCACCUGCAUUGUUGCCAAGACAUACAAGGGAAAAGGACUGAAAAAUAUCGAGGAUCAAGACAACUGGCAUGGAAAGCCCAUCCCUAAGGACAAAGUGGACGACCUCCUGAAUCAGCUGCAGGCUCAAAUCCAGGUCCCAAACAAGACUCUGUGUCCUGAGCUGCCCAAUGAGGAUACCAAACCAGCUGACCUGAGCACCAUCUCUCUGCCUGCACCUCCAGCAUAUAAGAAGGGAGACAAGAUGGCAACAAGGCGAGCUUACGGUUUGGCUCUGGCCAAACUGGGUCAGGCAAGCAAGAGAGUGGUGGCCCUCGAUGGAGACACCAAGAACUCGACCUUCUCAGAGACCUUCAAGAAGGCCUUCCCUGACCGCUACAUUGAGUGUUUCAUUGCUGAACAGAACAUGGUUGGAGUGGCCAUUGGCUGUGCCGCCCGUGACCGCACUGUUGCGUUUGCCAGCACUUUUGCUGCAUUCUUCUCCAGGGCCUACGACCAGAUUCGUAUGGGGGCGAUCUCCCAGACAAAUGUCAACCUGGUUGGGUCUCACUGUGGAGUUUCCAUCGGUGAGGAUGGUCCUUCCCAGAUGGCCCUGGAAGACUUGGCCAUGUUCCGUGCUAUCCCAACAUGCACUGUGUUUUACCCCAGUGAUGCAGUGUCCACAGAGAGAGCUGUUGAAUUGUCAGCCAACACCAAGGGUAUCUGUUUCAUCCGUACCAGUAGACCAGACACUGCAGUAAUCUACUCUCCAGAUGAGAAGUUUGAAGUAGGCGUAGCCAAGGUGGUGCGUCAGUCUGCCAGUGAUCACGUGACCGUCAUCGGAGCUGGUGUUACAUUGCACGAGGCCCUGGCUGCUGCCGACAUACUGGCCAGUGAAGGGAAGAACAUCCGGGUGAUUGACCCAUUCACGAUCAAGCCCCUGGAUGCUGCUACUAUUCUAGCCAGUGCCAAAGCCACAGGUGGACAGAUCAUCACUGUGGAGGACCACUACAAGGAGGGUGGUCUUGGUGAAGCAGUGCUGUCAGCAGUGGGCCAGGAGCCCGGCAUCAUGGUAACCCGGCUGGCAGUGUCUGGUGUCCCUCGUAGUGGAAAGCCCCAGGAACUCCUGGAUCUGUUCGGAAUCAGCGCUAAGCACAUCGCUGCCGCCGUGCGUCAGACCUUUGCAAACUAAACAGUACCACCCAGUCUUUCUGCUUGUUGCUCUCUUCUGCCACAACCAACUUGUCGCUGGUCCUGUUGACCUCUCCCGUGACUUGGACCUGCCUGCAGUAUGCCAACCCUGUAUAACUUUCAGAUGCAUGGGGAAGAGUGCACUGCAGUCAGAGCCUGCUGUUAAUAUGCCCCCCCUAGCACUUCUGGUCCAGAUAGGUUCUACUGUUAAGCAACAUUUAUUUCUGUUUCCAUUCCUUCACAUGUUGAGUGUCUUACAAGGGCACAGACAAAAAUCACACAAUACUGUAAAUGUGUAUUGCUGAUGGAUUUAAAAGUUGUCAGACAGCAGUGUCCAGGUUCUGAUCAUGUCUGUGACCAUCAUUCCUUUCACAUUCCAGAUCAUUUCUGAUGUCUCCCUACUGGGUUCUAAUGCCUCUUUUUCUAACGAGCACUGUUACGGUUUGUCAUAAAAGUAAUGUACUAGAUCACUUAUGUAGUGUGUUCAGUCUUGAACACCUAAAGUUGCUGUAGAGAAGUGUUUCUUCUGACUUGGUGUGAAAACUAAGAGUGGUUUGAGCCUUCCGCUAACGGUCCCUGAUCACACAGGCAUCACACAAUGUUACUGGAAUUUAACAUCACUGGUGUCAUCCUGUCAUUGCUGUGUUGUGCAGAAAUGAUAAUAAAAAAAGUAACCCAA
Molecule: messenger RNA, 2734 nt
Organism: Mugil cephalus (flathead mullet)
Lineage: Eukaryota; Metazoa; Chordata; Actinopteri; Mugiliformes; Mugilidae
Gene: tktb
Product: transketolase b
Exons: 14
Coding region: 173-2056 (627 amino acids)
Molecular function (GO): transketolase activity; thiamine pyrophosphate binding
Source: RefSeq, a predicted model, not a curated record